Molecule: messenger RNA, 1350 nt
Organism: Orussus abietinus
Lineage: Eukaryota; Metazoa; Arthropoda; Insecta; Hymenoptera; Orussidae
Product: transcriptional adapter 1-like
Exons: 7
Coding region: 155-1267 (370 amino acids)
Biological process (GO): regulation of transcription by RNA polymerase II
Cellular component (GO): SAGA complex
Molecular function (GO): transcription coactivator activity
Source: RefSeq, a predicted model, not a curated record
CUCUUCCAGUGCAAAGCAGUCUACAUAAAAAUAUGGUCUAAAAUCUGAUUGAGCCGAGUGCCGUCGGCAUACGUGGUCCAUGUGGUAUUCGAGUUUACCCCUUCCACUGCCCUGCGAGGUCUAGAUAUUUAUGGUCUAAAAGAUGAUACUAUAGAUGCUGCAGUGCUUUUACAAAGUAAAUACAUACGCACCACACCAGCUGAGUUUAACAAAUACGACAUACGAAGCUACUGUUAUGACCACUUCAAAAGAUUUAAAUGUUGCGAGGAAAAGUCUUAUUGCUUCGCUCGGUGAAAAUGCAAAGGCGUAUUUCGAGAAAAUGAAGCUGUGGUUUCAAAUGAAGACAACUAAAGAAGAAUUUGAUUGCGAAGCUCGCAAUAUGAUGACCGAAGAUCAAGUUCACUUGCACAAUGAGUUCCUCUUAUGUUUAUUUAAUAAAGUACGCGGUUUGGCCGUGGUGUCAACAACACGAAAUACAAAGUUAAAUAGUUGUCAUGGUUUCCACGAUAAAGACAGAAUAUUAGGUAAUAUACACAGUCACCAUGAUAAAGAUAAAAUAUUAAAGGAAAAACGUUUACGUUUGAAACGGAGGUAUAAAACCGAUAAAUCAAACUUUGAGCCAGCAGAUAUGUAUGUGGAAGUACUUGGUCAGGUAUCGUCACCGGUAGGAGAUGAACCCAUUGGAGCUAAUCGUUCCAGUGCUCAAGAACUAGUGCUACCCGACCGCACUUUUGUAUUAGCGAGAUUAAUGCUUGCAGCAUGGGAGAAUAAUAUGGACGGAGCUGAGGAAAGCACUGCUCACAUUGUCAUAGCUGCAACUCAACUCUUUUUAAAGAAUGUUCUCACUGCCAUUCUGACCAGGCGAAAAGGAUACUCUGUUACAGAGGGAACGUUUAUUCACAACAUAGGGGAGCCAGUCCCCUGUUCAUGGAAAAGGAACACUGCUUACAUUCCGCAAAUGUCCAAUUACAAUGCACCAAUCAGAAUAGCAGAUCCAGAUGGUCAGGUGCCUUCGAUAAAACGCAAUGUAGAGGAAGCAGAGCAAGUAACAGCUUUCACCAUGGCAUGUUCAACGCAAACAGUUCUUCCUUCACCACAUCCUGUUAGCGUGUCCGACCUGCAACAUACAUUGAAGAUAUACAAGAACCUGGUAUGUAAUCAUACAAUUUACGCAACUAAUAUGGAACGAAUUUAUACUUAUGCUACACAUCCUACAUGGGAAGAAUUAGAAGCAAAAAGAGUUUUGUGUCAAAGUUCAGAAACUUAGAGCGGUGUGCAUAAGAAAAUAAGUGCACUCACUAAAGUAAUCUUGGAACGUAUCCACUACUCUGUGUAAAAAUUCAAUUACAA